Messenger RNA from Amoebophrya sp. A25, 8864 nucleotides. The record is from the annotation of a GenBank genome assembly. NCBI's taxonomy places the organism in Eukaryota, Dinophyceae, Syndiniales, Amoebophryaceae.
GUGCAUGCAGUAGCAUCAACUAUCCAUGUAGUGCGCUUACAACGUGCAUAUAUGCAGUAUAUCAUAGCAUGCAUGAUUAGGGAUCCUUCGUCCCUUCGAGAAAUUUACGGGUAAGGAGCGACAGUACCUACAGGACUGAGCUAGUCCGAGUUUUGAUUUUGUACGAGUAACUUGUUCUGCAAGAAUGGUAAUCACAACGGCUUCUCCAUGGAACAUGCUCGGGCCGAGUACGUUCUCUUCUUUCUUCGGCUAGGGGUUUUGACCUCAACAUCAUACGUCGUACGUCCUCCACUCUACAAAUUAUGGGUGUAGGGAAUUCGUCUCCGAAUGAGUCAUCUGAGAGAGAGAGAGAGAACAAGACAAGAAGAAAAAGAGAGCCAGACGAUUCCUGAUACGAAUAUACCUCUAAAAAUAUCUGUUCUAUUCGCCAAAUAUCAUGGUGCGAACGCUGCCGCCAUCAGGGUCACGUGGACCCCGGUUAGUAUGUCAUCGGACAUUGCAGCCUUUGCAUAAAGUUCAGCUUGGGCGAGUCUCUAUUUAUGGCUUCUGGACUCUAUUUUUACCCGGCUAAUUUCCCUCGAUGGUUCCCAGAUCGUUCGUAGUCCUCCCUAUUUGCAAUCUAUUUGAUAUUAUAGGCCUGAGUGUAUUCGUCCUCACGUCUUUGUGAAUAAAUGUAAACGUAACAAACUAGUUUGAAUAGAUUUUUUGGGACAUUUACGUUGAAGUUCUCCAUAUCAAGGUCGUAGCAACAUGUAGCAAGAACAGCAAGAUACAUGUACACUGACCUCCUCUAAGUAACAACACGAGAGCUCCACUACAGCAGAUCGUGUUGGCUUACUCACUUUCAUAGACAACAGUUGCAGAUCAAUAGGUGGAGAUUCUCUUUUUUAUAAGAACUAUAACAUAACUAGCAUUAGGACAACGAUUUUAUGAUAGCUAACCAGGUUUAGACGUAAAACCCAAGUCCUCUAAUCCAUGCCGCCAGUGAAUGGCGGGACACUGCAACCAUUCGUUUGGGCGAACCAUGGCAAAGAGCUAAUAGCCGCUGGGCGCAGCGUCUUCGCUGAUGUUAAGGCAUUGAAAAUUUCCAAAAGAAAAUGGUACAUUGGACUUUACAGUACAUACGAUUUAUAGUUAGGCUUUUUUGAAAUUGAAACCAUCCAACACUGAGUUGAAAAAACAUUUCCUCAACUCUAAGAACUGGGGUUCCAGUUUUAACGAGCGCGCAGCUGGAUUUCCGCCUACGCUUCGGUCCGAAAAUAUCACCGAUGCCCAUGCAAGACCGGGAUAUGCGUAUACAUCAUAAAACUGAUAUUGAUAAAAUAUGCCCAGGCAAGACCGGGAUAUGCGUAUUUGUCAUAAACUCUCCUCUCUACUUAUUUUUAUCGCUGACAAUAGUCUUCUAAACGUCUGUAGUCUUCAAUGAUGUACAACUCACAGGAUGAGCGGCGUGAAGGGUCGACCUUACCGUGGGGUCUCCGAGGGAAAUCGUCUGCCGGUACAAGGAAAGCCAGUGUAUUUAAGGCUACCGCUGAAGCAUCCUCACCGCUUGACCGCUCUCCUCACGUGUCGUUCAUGUGUUUUGAACUGCGUGCAGAACACUCCUGGCGCUUUUUCUACCUAUGAAAAAGAAGGGAAGGAACUCUGACGGGGGAUUGGCUUCUUUUUCAAGUAGGAACUGUGGUAGUUUCGGAUGCUCUGAGGGAUGCGAUGUAUGUGUCUUUAGUGUGUUUAGUGUCUUUAGAGCUCUAAUGUAUGUGUCUUUAGUGUCUCAGGAAUACGUGGGUCUCGAUGGGCAAAGGCGAGGUCGCGCAACGCGUGAGGAGUUGCUCUGCGCGACUGCUCCAGACGUAGAAGUACUCGAAUCCAAGGAGAAAGGAGAAAUGAAACUAGUCAAAGUUACGAAAUAGAAGUAUAGGUGAUAUAGGUACAUCCGCAACGAGGAAGCAGUAACCUAGGCGCUAAGAACACGACUGUCUAUGCACGAAGAUGAUUGAAUACACUUGUAAAUAUUGUCAAACACUUCUUAAUACUUCUGCCAAGAACAUAAUCGCUGUUCCACGUGCGCAGCUGACCCUAUGAGAAACAGCCGGUUAGCUUUUCCCUUUGACGACAUGAUAAGCAGGAAUCUAGAUUGUACGUACUAAAGUGGACAGAUUAUGCCCUUUUCAUCAGUGGACGAGAGACUAGGAUUAUUUUUCACUCUUCCUGUGUUUACCGUUUGUCGGUUGUUCUCUAAAUACCUCAUCAACAAGCUCGUUAAAUCGAUGCCUUACACUCUUUGGAUUUCAAGUUAUUCACUUCCGUUUUUACUAGGAUUUCUCACUCUAGGACUCGCUCUAAAAAGGUUAAGCGGAUGCCGAAUUACAUGCAUCGGACGUUUAGCUCUUUGAAGAACGAUGAGCGGGAGUUGGUGGAACCGGAGAAGUUUACGCUUGAUGCACGUCACUUCCGUUACAAAGCGCACAAGCUGAGUCAGUACAGGUAUGAAUGAUGUUUUUUCUCCCAUCUUUACAACGGGUCAUUCUGGCACUCGCUAAUCCACGUACUUUUUUCUCCUUCUCGAUAAGCUUCUUUCUUUUUUCCCAUCUUUAACGGGUCAUCCUGGCGCUCAUUUCAAGGGGAAAAACUGCCAGGAUGAUCUGUACUAAUUCAUCUUUCUCGACUGGAUCCCUGCUAGGAGUAGUAGGAGUAAGCCCAUGCACAUCUGUACUAAAAUUCAUCUUUCUCGACUGGAUCCUUGAAAGAUGAACUGCGGACAGUUCUAAUACAAAACGACGACGAACGAGGGGAGCAGUAAACCUGUCAGGGCGAGAAUGAGGGGCCUUCGUGAGGGAGCAGCUAUUAAGACUUUCAGAACAAAUAAGACUUUCACAACGAAUCCACUUCUUUGCGCGAGAGGCUGAGUACUUUCUCAACCUCAUUACGAGAGCGCGUUGUACUUGACACAAUUUCAUGUACCUCCUGUACUUACUAGUCUUAGUUUAUAUUAGAGGUAGUUCACGUCUACGUAGUUUUAGUUGAAAAGAGGUAUCUUUGACAGGCUUUCGAGAGGAAUGAAAGAGGUCGAAGAUGCGCUGCCCCGAGACGCUACCUCGUGCUAUAGGUAAAUGAAUGAAUGGAAUGAACGUGCAUACAAGCAAGGUCUAAUAAAGUGAUGGGCAAGGCUGGGGCAAUGCUCCCGCAGCUAGGAGGCAUGUCGAAGGAGCGCAUGCACCUGCAAAGCCAGGACUCUUCGAGUCGUAGCACAGCCGCGAGCACAAAUGCUGCUACGAGUCCCUUGGAGGAAACAACGGAACCCGGACACCUCCCACCAUUGUCCUUUCAGCCUCCUGCCACGUCCUUCUCUUAAGGCUCCAACCUAGACGGACCUGAAGUGUAGAUAAACUUCUGUUUAAGAAGUGCUAUAAGUAUCCUUUUUUCGAGUAUAAGUAACUGCGUACGGAAAGGGGUGGAGAAAGACAAGGAUAGAAUUAUGAUCUUCGUUGGCUCUGCUUUCUCAAGUAGCAAGUGAGGUCAACGAUGCUUUCAGGUACUCAAGACCCUCUCUAGAUAUUCACCUUUCUAGAUAUACCCUUACUCCUGCAUGCUCAGCAAGUGAGGUCAAGGAUGCUUUCAGGUACUCUUCCACUAUCUUGAGACAUGCCCCUCCACACUCUGUCACCUCUCUAAUCAUCUGGGUCAGUGCGGGAUAGAUUGGUGCAGGAGAGAAAAGCCACGCGAAUGUUUGAGAGGGAAGGUGUGGCAAGCAACUCGAAGUCAUUAGAGCCGAUUCCAAGUUAAGACUUACAGACUGGAGAACGAAGAAACGUGUCCAAGAUGAAAGGCGCAUAGAGGUUUAGGGUCCGAUUCGUUUUUCAUCCUUUUCCUUUUCGGAGCCAUUCCGUCUCAUCCUGAUCCUCUAUAGUCUUUAUUGCAGUCACAUUGCAAUCUCAAGCAGUCUUCUGUCUCGAAUUGUGACAACCUCUAACCUCGGAGGGGAGAGUCCGUGAUGAACGCCACCUUACCUGGAGGCUUCUAUAGGCGGAGCAGCAGUCUAGACCGGAGUGAAGGCACGUGUCCUCCAGUUGUUGGAAUAGAGAACAGGAAUUCUAACCCGAGUAGACCAAACAAUCACGCACUUGCGCGACAGGGCAGGACAUCCACGGCUGGCGAGCAACCUUUUGGAAGGACGAAAGCGCGUGGAACCUUAGAUUAAGACCACUUGCGUAUUUUCUAAGUAUCUACGGUGUACUAUGUCUUUCUUGGUGAUCUAAAAUGAAAGCUUCUCUCAUCAAAUAACAAGGCGGUGCAUAGAUCAUAUGCAAUGAAGCAUGUAAAGAAAAAAGUAAUCCCUUAAUAAAGAACUUUCCACUGACUCACUGGAUUUUUCACUACGACUAUCACGCAAACGCAAAGGAUACUGCCAUAGCGUACCUUCAUUAGUGUACCUGCCAUUAGUGAGUAGCCUCUAAUUAUUAGUAGAUGUAUCCCUUCAAGCAAAAAAUUUUUGCCAAAAAUUAGUGUACCUUCUACUUCAUCUAAGUCCACGAGCACGAAGACACGGCGCUUGGGAUUCGGGAAGCCAGCGUUAGUCUCGAAAGACACCCGAGACAUAACAACAUCUGCUCUUUCGUAGACGAACUUGGAGUCCGACAGAAAAAGACUCUUUGUUAAGGCAACGAACUCAGAGUUGGAAUGCGUCGACCUAUCUAUCUAUCUAGCUAUCUAUCUAUAUUUAUCAAUCAAUCUAUUUAGCUAUGAUUCAUCGUAAUAUCGUAACGGAGUAGUGGUCGUUGAGAAACUCGAUGUUGAGGACUCGAUGUGCAGGAUCCAUACCCUAGACUAAACAAGCUUUAUAGUCCCUCCACGCGCUAAUUUUAGCACGUGUCAUCGGAUUUGUACGACACCUCAUCCCUUUCGCCACGGGGUCAAGGACUCCAUCUACCACGCGCAGCCAGGACGUCCCUUGAAUCCUUUCCGGAGAAGGAAGCGGCCCAGAAGAAACAACUCUUCAUCCAGAACUUUGUACUAAAUGGAGUUUUAUCCAGCUUAGGGGCAUACCACCUUGUAGGUCCUACACUGGGAGUAGGUAGGUAACUUUUUCUCCUGCAGUAGCAGGUCCUACUUAAGGCUCCCCUGGAACUUAUAAGCAACCAACCUAUAUUAUCGACCCGCACUAAGUAACCAAACUGAAAACUGGUUUUUUCCUUAUGGAUUAUUUGUAGUACUUCAUCCGCUCUACUUUGCUGGAAUAACGAUCUUGCUAUCGCGCUAUUUAUCUAUAAUCCAUGCAUCCAUCCAUCUAUCCACUCAUCUAUUGAAAAAGUGAAUCAAGAGAUACAUCGGUCCUUUGUCGUGUAGUUUGAAAAUUACAUUUGACUUAAGUAUUUUUCCACACUUUUCGCAGAAUAUAGUGGUGACAUGUACUAUGGAACACGACCUUUUGAUUCAUCUCAGGAUAAGGCCAAGCAUGAGCAGGAGACGCUUUCUCAGAGACGUAAUCCGUAUAGUCGAAGUUUUUGGAAUCCGGCUGAUCAUUACAAAACGCAGACGCAGCGCGACUUCUUACAUCCUAAGGAGCUUGCAAAACAGCGCCGCGCCCCAACAAAGUACUCCAGAUCACACGGAAGAUCGAUGCAGAAACAGUAUUCACUUGAAUUUGUUUUUUUUUGUUCUUGGAACACGCUCUAGUAUGGAGGUAAAUUUUAACUCCUGUUCUUUCUUGGAACACUCUCUAGUAUGGAGGUAAAUUUUAAGUCCUUUGAUAAGUUGUUCUUGUUUCUUACAGCUAAUCGCACAUGAUACAAAAAUUCUUUUUCAUUUUAUCAAGAAGAGACGUUUCUUAAAUUCUAAGGCCAAUGAGAUUGUUUCUUAUUGGAUCGAGCCUAGCAGUAGCAUGAACAGCCUGCAUCUUGUUGUCCUCAACAAUGUAGCUUACACUGUUCUCAAUGUAGUUUUACACUACGAUCUCCAAUUCGUUCCCCUAUCUCAGGUUUUACACUACGAUUUCGGAAGGGUUCGGUGCUAGGGAUCGACGUCCGGCUUCCUACAGUCCGGUGGUACUAGUAGUUGUUUUGAAUGCUUUUCUGUUACUAGUAGGUAGCCCUUAGUCCUCAAGCAAAGAGUUGGGAGCAGUCCCGCUCAAAAAAUCUAACUCUAGAGAGCUACCUGAACCAUGCGUUUUCAUUUCGUCAGCGACAACCUAAAUUUGAAGAUAUCAUAUAGUGGAUACUUAAUAUCGUUCUACUAGGCGCUGUUAUUUCUGCUUCAAAGCUUAUUGUGCUAAUAUGAGGACUUGUCUAUAAUUCUACUUCAUCUGUUUUGUGAUUUGACAUUUAAGAAGACAAGUGCUCCAUGUUGCAAACUUGUAUCAGCGUGGAGCGAAUGAGGGGGAUGGCGCACUGACCACUCGCAGUUUGAGCCCAGCGCAAGAGACAGCGCGGACAAACGCUAGUAUCGAAGACAAUGUAGUUAAGGCUAAUCCUCAACAUCACAGGAAGAUCCUAGCUAGGUUCUAGAAGGAUGACCCUUGUUUUUAGCACUCUCGGCAGCUCUUUUUGUACUUGAAAACGAGGCCACCACAUCCUACUUGGCUUCUUUUCGGCUAAAACGAGACGUUUUAGUGAGGGAGAACCUUAUUCCAAAGGAAGAUGCUUCGAAGGAAGAUGUUCCAAAGGAAGAUGUUCCAAAGGAAGAACCUUAUUCCAAAGGAAGAUGCUCCAAAGGAGGAUGUUCCAAAGGAAGAUGUUCUAUAUUGAUGCUCCCAAAAAGGAGAAUGCUCUAUAUAGAUGCUCCCAGGAAUGCCCAAUGCGGUAGUUCUAAUCAUGGCGAGGACAGGACUAGGGAGAGGACUAGCAUGUUCCAGAGUCUGGAGAACACGUCGAUAGUUGCGGAUACAACGAUGCCUGAAGUGGUAAAGGGUAAAGUUAUGACUCUCAAACGACGAUGCUUAACAUGGAUGACAUAUUUGAUUUUGGGUUAAGUACUUUUGUACAUACAACGAUCUUGUAGUACUAGUUGGUGCGUACAUCAUGCUCGUCAUUUCCUCAGAAAACCAUCCUCGUAGUUGUGUACUGACUAGGGUAAGAAGAAUUCUGUGCUUGUGCAUAGGAUGUAAUUUACGUAAACAUUCUUUGCGAAGAACUCUAAUGAAGGAGUUCCGACAGAACCUCCACCCGUCAUGCCAGCCUAUAAUGGAGAGGGGCAGUACGAUAUGUGCUUGAACCGGCUGCAGUUGCUUGAAGAGGCACCAAGUGAAGACUCGGGUGGAUAUCUGGAUGGUAAUAUUUGUCUGGAAUGAAAAACUUUACACGACUAGACUGUCUGGUACCUUGCGCUUCACAUCUAUGUGGUUUGUGAGUCUCGACAAAUUAUUUGUCUGGUACCUUGCGCUUCACAUCUAUGUGGUUUGUGAGUCACGACAAAUUAUUUGUCUGGUACCUUGCGCUUCACAUCUAUGUGGUUUGUGAGUCACGACAAAUUAUUUGUCUGGUACCUUGCGCUUCACAUCUAUGUGGUUUGUGAGUCACGACAAAUUAUUAUGGAAUGAAAAACUUUAGCUUUACACGACUAGACUGCGACUGGUCAAUCAAAUCGACUCGCACUUCAUCGUUUUCUUAAGCAUUCAGUAUCAGUCUGACGGAUUCUCUGUAGUCUUCCUUGCAACAUCGUUUCACUAUGAUGGUCCUGUUUCACUAUGAUGGUCCUGUUUCACUAUGAUGGUCCUGUUUCAUUCUGAUGGUCCUGUUUCAUUCUGAUGGUCCUGUUUCACUAUGAUGGUCCUGAACCUCUAUUGUUACAACAACAUCAUUUCCUUCUUCGUGACAAUACAGGUCGCGCUUGCUACAAGGGGGUUACCUGGGCAACGCUGGAGAAUAGAGGGAAACCCCCUAAGAAGGUGGGUGCAGCGCCUAAAUACAUCAUGCUCAAUGACGGGAGCGGCCUUUUCUAGGUGAGAAGGCAGUUGCCAGGGAGAGAAGGAAAUGGAAAAGAACGCAGAAUAUUAUUCAAUAAGAUUAGGAUUAUGUUCAGAGAUGUAAAAAUGAACAGGUAACAGAAAAUAAGUGUAAGCAAAUGAUUGUGCACAUGCGCAUCACAUGUAGUACAUGUAGUUCAACGUCAUAUUUAAAAUGUUAUUGUUCUCAACAUACUAGUACACACUCAACAUACGCUGUUGUUCUAUUUUCAUCAGAAAAUAAACACAUGCCCGAGCAUGCCCUUUUAAGUGAAAAUUUUCGAACUGAUCUAUCACACCGCUUCACUUCCCGCAUAUACUUAGUUGAAUUUCUAUCAAGGUUGAUCAUAAUGUUUAAGUUUAAGUUUACUAGAAUUUGCAAUGGUUACCGAGAAGAUUAAUGCUUCUACUUCCGUAGCACGAUAAACCCCACAGACAUUGAAUUUAAAAUCAAGCACUUCUGUACUUCAUGCACAGGCCGCAAGGAUUCUUCCGCAUCUAAUCAAUGUAGCUGAGACAUAGUAAUCUAUUUGAGCUUAUUUGCGACGUACCAUCAUAGCUUGUAUCUAUUUGUAUUUUGUUUUCCUAUUGUAGUGCUAUUCUGUAGUUUUCGAACGCAACGAAGAAUAUUCAUUUGAAAACAUCAUAGAAAUAGAAUCAGAGAAGAUUGCCGUUUAAAAAGAUCGAAUGAAACACAGAGCGACAGCACCAAAGAAAUUUCAAGGGUAAGAGAGGAGGAUAUCCAUGACCCUGGAUGGACCCUCAGAUUUUAUACAGGACUAGCAUGUUGCUCUACGUAGGAAUCCUCCUGCCAUUGUCAGGUGAUAGCAGGACUAGGCAGCUGUCCUGAAGAGACCUGUCGAAUCUGUAAAAUAUGUAGUCGCGUACGAGGACCUCCUUCUAUCCCAUUGCUUGAUGUCUCUCCAUC